Molecule: messenger RNA, 786 nt
Organism: Trichomonas vaginalis G3
Lineage: Eukaryota; Parabasalia; Trichomonadida; Trichomonadidae
Product: zinc dependent phospholipase C family
Exons: 1
Coding region: 1-786 (261 amino acids)
Source: RefSeq, a predicted model, not a curated record
AUGCUAAUUUACUUAUUCUUCUCUUCCGUUAACUCAUGGACGCCUUCGUUCCAUCAAGCCUUCGCAUCAUAUUACGCAGAUUCCCAUUUUCCUAACAUAACGAAAUCCCAAAGAGAAAGUUUUUUAUUGGGAGCAAUGUAUGCAGACGGUGUUGAUAAGUCUAUUUCGCACUUCGUACGCCCAAUUGUAAGAGAAUUGAAUUCUAUUACAAAUCGUCAAUCAAACCUUUAUUGGUUCUUACUUGGAAUUUUUACUCAUAUUUCUAUAGAUACAUUUGCUCAUUCUGGCUUAGAAAAUUCGUUUAUUGUUCCACGCGGAUUAAAGCAUCAUCUUUCCGAGCUCGUUGUCUGUUCUUGGGCUCAUAGAAAUCUCAAUACUCAAUAUAUAACAUUAUCGCAAGAACUGAAGAACCAGAUUACAGGAAUUGGAAUCGGCUUUAAGAAAUCAUUCCGUUACAUGUAUCCAAUUUGCUAUUUCUUUGCAAAAUUUUUGCCGGCUCAUUGGUUCCUUCCUUACAUACAUCAGAGUUCUUGCCCGGUUCAUAAUUACAAAGAAGCUGAUUGCACGUUCAGAAGACAUUUAGAUGCUAUGGUUAAGGCUACAGAGACAUUAAUUUCUUUAUCUCACGAUGCAACACUAAAUGAGAUUGAUGUCAAGACUAUUGUCUUAGAGCAACUUAAUUCCAUUCAAUGCUGCAAUAUAGAUGGCGCCCAAAACCAAAUGGAGCCUCUUUUAUUAAAUGAGCAUCCAUUUCCAUUAGCCCCAAUGCAUGCGAGCUAUUUAUAA